AUGAUGGAAAGAAAAGAAAAAAAAUCAUUCGAUCGAUCAUCGUUGUCCUCGCCGAGUACAUCAAUUGAUUAUGAAGUUUUGGUUGAUAAGUCGAACAACGAUCACAACAACGAUGUCACGCCGAACGAAGCUCAAAAGUCUUCAUCCUUUUUAUCGGACGAUCAGUUUGUGUCACAAAUCAUCAAAGUUCUUGAUUUAAAUGACGAUUCAACUGAAUCAAAAAUGCUUGCUAAACAGUUAAUCGUAAAAGGUCGUCAAGCUUUGCCUGAAUUUGAGGAUGAUAUUGCACAUGAUGUGUAUAAAACACAAAUAAAUAAAGAUGGCAGUGAAUUAUUAAAAGUAUUAAAGAACUACACAGAACAACAAUGGCAGUGGAACACUGAAACAUGGCUCCAAACAUGCCGUUGUGGGAACGGCUCUUAG
Didymodactylos carnosus is the source of this 423-nucleotide messenger RNA. The record is from the annotation of a GenBank genome assembly. NCBI's taxonomy places the organism in Eukaryota, Metazoa, Rotifera, Eurotatoria, Philodinida, Philodinidae.